GUCAUUAUCCGCCGUCUUAUGGGGGCGGAUGAGAGGUGGCAUCCAAUCAGCGCGGGAGCCGCUUCCGGGACUGUCGCGAAGUUCCGAGCGCGCGAGGGCUAUUUCUGGCGGCCAAUGGGCGUCCAGGGAGGGAGACAGAGGGGCCGCGGCCCAGUGAGGCGCGAGGCGGGAAAAUGAGCAACCAAUAGGGAGCAAGGGAUCCUGUGAGAAGCGCGAAACCGGCCGCGCGCAGCCGUUGCCUCUGCCUCGGCCGACUCUUCGCCAUGGCCGGCCGCCGCCGCUUCCUCCCGCCGUCGUCGGUGCUCGCCUUGCUGUUGGCGGCGGCCCUGCCCGCCCGCGGCACCCUCUACUUCCGGGAGCAGUUCCUAGACGGAGCAAAAUGGCAAGCGAGAUGGGUGCUUUCUCAGCAUAAAUCCAACUAUGGGAAGUUCAGGUUGACAGCUGGGAGUUUUUAUGGAGAUCGUGAAACAGACAAAGGGUUGCAGACAAGUGAAAAUGUAAAGUUUUAUGCCAUUUCGUCACGAUUUAAGUCAUUCAGCAACAAAGGAAGGUCUUUGGUCAUUCAGUAUACAGUCAAGCAUGAACAGAAGAUCGACUGUGGAGGCGGAUAUGUGAAAAUCUUCCCCUCCAACCUGGACCAAAAGAACAUGAGUGGAGAAUCCCUGUACUACAUCAUGUUUGGGCCUGAUAUUUGUGGCUCCGAUACAAAGAAAGUCCAUGUCAUUUUAAACUACAAGAACAAACUUUAUCCAAUUAAGAAACAAAUUCGCUGCAAAGUAGAUGGAUUCACUCACCUGUAUACACUGGUUUUAAGGCCAGACCACACUUACAGAGUGAAAAUAGAUAAUGAAAUGGUUGCAUCAGGCGACUUGGAAGAUGACUGGGAUUUCCUGCUGCCAAGGAGGAUAAAUGACCCAGCAGUGACGAAGCCAGAGAACUGGGUUGAUGCUGCUGAAAUCAGUGAUCCAGAGGACACCAAGCCGGAGGAUUGGGAUGUUCCCGAAUACAUUGUGGACACCAGUGCUGAGAAACCGGACAACUGGGACGACAUGAAACAGGGUGCCUGGCAGCGCCCCUUGCUGAAGAAUCCUCUCUACGGGGGAGAGUGGCAGCCCAGGAAGAUCCCAAAUCCCACCUUCAAAGGCGUUUGGCCCCACCCGCAGAUUGCAAAUCCCGAGUAUGUGCCGGACGCAAGUAUUUCCGUCUACGAGAACAUCAGCGUCAUUGGCCUGGACCUCUGGCAGGUGCGAUCUGGAACCAUUUUUGAUAACUUCUUGAUCACUGAUGACGAAGGAUACGCAGAAGAAUUUGGCGAUGAGACGUGGGGAGAAACGAAGGACCCCGAGCAGAAAAUGAGCAAGCGGCAGGUCGAGGAAGAGAAGAGGAGGGAGCGGGCGAAGGCGGAGAAGGCGCCCAAGAAGAACAAGAAGGAGGAGGAGGAGGCAGGCGCGCCCCGGGAGGCGGCGAUUGUGGCCCAGAAGGAAGAGCUGUGA
Messenger RNA from Rhineura floridana, 1493 nucleotides. RefSeq names its product calreticulin 3 (gene CALR3). Gene Ontology annotation, molecular function: calcium ion binding. The transcript has 9 exons. The record is from RefSeq and is a predicted model, not a curated record. Gene Ontology annotation, cellular component: endoplasmic reticulum membrane; endoplasmic reticulum. Gene Ontology annotation, biological process: protein folding. Lineage: Eukaryota; Metazoa; Chordata; Lepidosauria; Squamata; Rhineuridae. The coding region runs from base 264 to 1493 and encodes 409 amino acids.